CCUCAAUUGUUCAUGAGAAGGUUUUGUUUGUUUGCUGGUUGCAGAUCCACUCUUGAAAACCAAGUUCACGUCGCAUGCAGCAUGCACGUAUCAACUGUUGCGUUAUCACCCCAGUAAACAAAUCACAUUUUAUCGACAGAUUGGUCCAGAACGGAAAUACUCCAUUGUUUUUAUCACAACAACCAUGUCAGCAAUGCCCCAGAUGUCACAAUCAGGCUUUCAGAAUGAUCAGUUGGAGGCAGGUAAUCGGGAGGAUGUUAGGAAUGAGGCUCAAGAGAAGCCUUUGUCGUCUACUGGAACAAUGGUCGACGAGCCUCAAUCGAAUCCCAAUGUUGUUGAUUGGGAUGGACCGAAUGAUCCUGAACACCCUCUCAAUUGGUCAAAGGCCCAGAAGAAUUUACAUUUGGCCAUCGUGAGUCUGUUCACACUCGCAGCAAAUCUGGCUGCGACAAUGUUUGCUCCAGGAGCUGCAGAACUAGCCGAUGAAUUCAACAUCACCAACUCCACAGUCACAGCCAUGACAGUCAGUCUAUACGUCUUGGGCUUCGCACUUGGUCCUCUUCUCCUUGCGCCUCUGUCAGAAUUAUAUGGACGUCUCAUUGUCUAUUACUUUUGCAACUUGGUAUACAUCGCCUUCACAUUCGGCUGUGCUUUCAGCACCAACGUUGCUAUGUUCCUCGUCUUUCGAAUCAUUGCUGGGUGCGCUGCCUCGGGUCCCAUGAGUAUUGGUGGAGGUACCGUCGCAGACCUGUUUAUCCAGGAGGAGCGAGGAAAGGCUAUGGCUCUUUUCACUGUUGGGCCGCUUCUUGGACCUGUCAUUGGCCCCAUUAUCGGAGGAUUCGUUUCUGAGAACGUUGGAUGGCGAUGGACAUUCCGCAUUCUCCUCAUUUUGUCUGGCGUUAUCGCUAUUGUAACCUUUGCUCUCAUGAAGGAGACAAACUACACAGUCAUUUUGCAAAAGAAGGCCCUUAAAAUGCGCAAACAAACUGGAAACGAGAAACUUGUCCCAAAGUUGAGUAGAAAUGAGACUCCAAGACAAAUGCUGGCGCGUGCUAUCGUCCGACCACUGAAGCUGCUCAUAUUCUCACCGAUUGUCCUGUUGGUGUCGCUCUACACUGGUAUCCUUUUUGGUUUGAUCUUCCUCCUUUUCACGACCUUCCCCUCUGUAUUCCAGGAUGUCUACGGCUUUAAUCCCGGUGUCGCCGGAUUGGCCUACCUUGGUCUUGGAAUCGGUAUGAGUCUAGGUCUGGUCAUGUUCUCUGUUCUUAGCGACAAGCUUCUUGGUCGAAAGAAGGGCAACGAACAUGCCGCCCCUAGACCAGAGGACCGUCUUCUUCUCAUGAAAUGGCUGGGCCCUAUUACUCCCCUUGGUCUUUUCAUCUAUGGCUGGACAGCAGAGAAUGGCGUUCACUGGAUCGUACCUAUUAUCGGUACCUUUGUUGUUGGCUUCGGUUCCCUCUUCGUGGUCAUCCCUGGUCAGAUUUACCUGGUUGAUGCCUUCGGAGCCGAGGCAGCUGCUUCUGCUUUGGCGGCCAACAUGCUGGUCCGUUCACCAUUCGGAGCGUUCCUUGAUCUUACAGCCGAGCCUCUCUACUCGACGCUUGGACUAGGUUGGGGUAACAGCGUGCUUGGUUUUAUCUGCCUUGCUUUUACUCCUGUUCCGUGGAUCUUCUACACUUAUGGCGAGAGACUCCGGACUCACUUCCAGGUUGAUCUGUAACCUCAAGCGCCGUUUUCUUGUUUAACUCAACAUGAUAGAGGUAUAUCUUGGACUUG
Fusarium redolens is the source of this 1776-nucleotide messenger RNA. RefSeq names its product major facilitator superfamily domain-containing protein. Gene Ontology annotation, biological process: transmembrane transport. The transcript has 4 exons. Gene Ontology annotation, molecular function: transmembrane transporter activity. Bases 185 to 1720 code for a protein of 511 amino acids. The record is from RefSeq and is a predicted model, not a curated record. Lineage: Eukaryota; Fungi; Ascomycota; Sordariomycetes; Hypocreales; Nectriaceae.